UUGCUGCAGACCACUCAGUUUGUGAGGUUCAGUUGGAUAAGAUGGCUCGCAUUUUGUGUCUGCUCGCCACACUCACGGCGUUCAUAAUUUUAUUUGAUGUCGAUGUGGUCGAAUCGAGAGCAGCCGCGAACAAACUAGCGGAGGACGAGGAUUGUCUUUUGGGCAUGGUUUUCAACGCGACCCAAAACAGUUGCGUCGUUCGGAUACCUGAUGACGAUGAUGUCGACUUUAACAAGCCCGUCGGUUUAGGCGUCGUAACCGACUUCCCUAAAAGAGAGUGCAAGAAAGACUACAUUUAUGUAGAAAAACGCAACGUUUGCGUGCACCAAAGUCGAUUUGUCAGCGGCAGCAACAACAGGAGAUUGUGAAAUCAUUCAUGAUAAAAAUAAGAGAAGCAUACAAUACAUUUUAUAUUUCUGCUUGGAACCGAAUUAAUAAUUGAGCGUUAAUAAAAAAAAAAUAACAGCUUAUUUUUGGUGUUUUGGACGACUCAGUAAUCAGAAAAGAAACAUUUUUUUUUCACUUCAUGUUCAUAAUUUGAAUGUUAGAGUAUUUUCCAAUGUCUAUUUUGUCACCAGAUAUUCACUCAAUUGAAAUUAACAGAUAGGAUAAUGAAUUAAAAAAUAAUACGUAUAAUUAAAUAAUUUCUGCUUACACUGGCAUUUAGUCAAAAUAAAUAUAAUAUCUUAUCUCCCAGAAA
This is a messenger RNA of Neocloeon triangulifer, 700 nucleotides long. RefSeq lists its product as uncharacterized. The coding region runs from base 42 to 368 and encodes 108 amino acids. Lineage: Eukaryota; Metazoa; Arthropoda; Insecta; Ephemeroptera; Baetidae. The record is from RefSeq and is a predicted model, not a curated record. The transcript is spliced from 2 exons.